Messenger RNA from Cyprinodon variegatus (sheepshead minnow), 2819 nucleotides. It is a transcript of the gene rnf208, whose product is annotated as ring finger protein 208. Gene Ontology annotation, molecular function: ubiquitin protein ligase activity. NCBI's taxonomy places the organism in Eukaryota, Metazoa, Chordata, Actinopteri, Cyprinodontiformes, Cyprinodontidae. Gene Ontology annotation, biological process: protein ubiquitination. The transcript has 2 exons. The coding region runs from base 1654 to 2430 and encodes 258 amino acids. The record is from RefSeq and is a predicted model, not a curated record.
GUGCUGCAGUGAGAGAAAGAGAGAGGCAGGGAGGAGGGGAGCAGGCAGGCAGAAUAAGCUACAUGAAUAAGGACUGAACCAGAAGCCCACAGGAGACAGAGCACUUUGUGAGUGUGUGUACAUGUUUGAAUGCGUGAAAACACUGCGCAUGUGUGACUGAACGGAUGGUGGAGGAGAAAGAGCAGUAAUGAAUGCCAGCUGAGGGAUGACAGCACAGGAGAGAGAGAAAGAGAAGACAGAGGCUCACCUGAAGACAACAAGAAGGCAGUAAGAAAGAAAGGAAGACAUAAUAGGUGGAUCUAUGACAGACAAUAGCAGCUUGAGUCUCUACACAGAAUAAGAUGAAUAAUGUUUGAAUAGUAGCUGUAACACCUGGGAUGAACAAUAGGACACAGGAAGAGAGAUGAACAUCUACAACUCAAAGGAUAAAGACUGGAAGAGUGAAGUAGAAUGAUAUCGGAAGACCAAUGAUACUGAGGUUGACGAAAGCAGACUGAUGUUUCCACCUUGCAACAGCUUCCUCCAUCUUAAUAUCUCCUCCAUGUUGUUGGUGCUCCAGGAAUAGAGACGGAUAGAAGAGAGACGGAAAGCAUCCUUACCUCAGUGACAAAAAAGACAAAGCAGAUUAUCAUCAGAUGCGAAUUACUUGAUGAAGAAGAUAAAACAUUGAAGGUAACAUCCAUCUAAAGCAGACAGAUAAAUGGACAGAAGGAACUGGAUUUACUUAAAAAGGAGACAUCUGACUCAAAGACAUCUGUAAAACUUUUCUUCCGCCCAGCACAGUUAUGAUGACUGUUUAAGGCUUAACUUGAAAAGAAGCUCUCACUCCCACUUCUGAGGAAUUCAAGGAGCCAUUCCAACAGCUCCCUUGGGUAUCAAAAAACACCCAACAAAAAGACCUCCGCCCUUCAACUUAUCAAGAUACCAAGGAAAGGAGUCAAAAAGGGUGUUCUGAAAAAACUGGAUCAACAGCAGAGACUGGCAGAGAAGCAUUCUUUAUUUCCCAUACACUCAAGUCAAUAUCUAACACAAACACAGCCAACAACAAGAAGUUUAGUAGUUGUUUAAGUGAGACAUUUUUAUUUUCCUUUUGAAAGUCAGAAGAGCAAAUGUUAGGAUUUUUUUCCUGGUCUAACUGAACUGCCCACAAUCAAACCCAGGAUACUGUGUGAAUUGUAUUGAUUUUAUAUUGACCAGACUGGUGUAGUGAAUGAAAAUAUCUUAGUGCUAAACCAAUAAAAAUUCCUGUGCAAUUUGUAGAUAUCUAAAAGAGAGCACCAACAUAUGUACUUUCGUGCAAAAAAAUGACUGUGCAUAGUGUACCUUGAUCAGGUUCUGUGAACUAGACUGUUAGAAUUUUUAGAAAUUUUAAGUUUAUAUGCAUAUAUAUAACACAUACCACUUUGGUGCAACAGAGUUUGGAGUAAACAUUACACUUGCUGAGCCUUUCCAUUUAUUGAGGCUUGAGCUGACAGAAGCAGCCAGCUGGGGAGAUCUCUGAAGGGAAAAUGGAGGCACCCAUCCGUCCCCAUGUUCCCUCUAAUGGCUAAUUUUAAAGAAGGAAAUUAAUCCACUUCCCCUUGUGCAAAACAAAGCCAGGGUGUCCACUGCUAAUCAGAGCUAUAGCCAGUCUAUCUCAGAACUCAAUACCUAAUGUCCUGCCUCAGGCGUCAGCAGCUGGCUAUCCCCAUGGACACAGUGAAGAUCAUCCAGUCCGAGAAGUUUCCCAGAGAAUGCCCUGUCCCGGUCACCCAACCCCGCUAUGCCCCAGCCCCAAGAGUGGCAUGGGAUGGUGGCGGUGAGGGCGAAAUCAUUGUCAACCAGGCCUGCAGUGAUCUGACAUUGGACAUAACACCUUCUCCCAGGCCAAUGGUGUCCCCUCCAUCCCCAAUGAUGCGCAGGGAACACAGCUUCCUGGCGCAGCGCAAAACGAGUGCCAAUGAAAUCUGCUAUCACCAGUUCCACUACAAGAUGGAAGACGUCAUAGUCAACCAGUACGUGCUUCGCUCCUCCUCCACCUCCUCCUCCACUUCCUCUUCCUCCUCUUCGGGCCCUGUUAUGCCAUGCGAGCCUCUAGAAUGCCCCACCUGUGGACACACAUACAACUUUGCCGGGAAGCGUCCACGGAUCCUCUCUUGCCUGCAUUCGGUGUGUGAAGAGUGCCUGCAAAUCCUCUAUGAAUCAUGUCCCAAGUACAAAUUCAUCUCCUGCCCCACCUGCAGACGCGAGACGGUGCUGUUCACUGACUAUGGCCUCGCUGCUCUGGCCAUCAACACCAGCAUUCUGAGCCGUUUGCCCUCCGACCCUAAUGGGCCAGUGCAAUGGGGCGGGGAAGCUGACCGCAGCUGCUACCAGACUGUGCGUCAAUACUGCCAGUCAGCAUGCACCUGCCAGAUUGCCAACCCAUUGUCCUCCUGCGGCAUCAUGUAGAGAGGAAGGAGGUGAGGACACUGCAAAUAAGACUUACCGCUGCUCCCCACCAACACCACUCUUCUCAUCCAUAAGCUAAACCCUUUCUGCCAAGCCCCCCUUCCCUCUCACAUGUACAGCAAAUAAAUCCCUUCAUAGAUGUUAUCUCUAUAUAUUUAAUAGCACAGAUGGAUACUGUGUGGGACAUAUGGAUGCUGGUGAUCCAGAAUGAAGCGAAUAAAUGUAUUUUAUGUACGGACUGAAAAACUAUUUACCAUCUCUCAUUUGGUUGGAUGUGUUUGUCAUGACAUCUCUUUAAAUGGGAAUGCCAGGGGAGGUAUGUCCCCCAACCUAGGAGAAUAAAGAUUAAAUGAAGCAAGUACCUCUGAGUGUCCUGUGUUAGUAGUUCA